This is a messenger RNA of Helianthus annuus (common sunflower), 2088 nucleotides long. RefSeq lists its product as uncharacterized. The record is from RefSeq and is a predicted model, not a curated record. Gene Ontology annotation, biological process: protein polyubiquitination; positive regulation of proteasomal ubiquitin-dependent protein catabolic process; ubiquitin-dependent protein catabolic process. Gene Ontology annotation, cellular component: ubiquitin ligase complex; cytoplasm. The coding region runs from base 372 to 1913 and encodes 513 amino acids. Lineage: Eukaryota; Viridiplantae; Streptophyta; Magnoliopsida; Asterales; Asteraceae. Gene Ontology annotation, molecular function: nucleic acid binding; RNA-DNA hybrid ribonuclease activity; ubiquitin protein ligase activity. The transcript is spliced from 4 exons.
UGAUUACCAAUUAUUUUGUUGCACCUAUAAUCAUCCAUAAUAAAAUAAAUACAAAAAAGUCACAACUUGCUGUUCAAUUCCAUUUCCAUAUGACAGUCUGACCAGUAAACACCACCCAGAUUCCUUUCAUAACCAAUUUUAAUCCUUAUUUUAGGUUUUUAUUUUUAUUUUUAUUCACAAGACACAUUCAACAGUAAUGUCAGAUUAGGGUUCUUGGAGACAUGCUGCUCAGAAUCCCCUGCUGUGAUUCAGAUCAAAAGAUAAUUCAUUUACUGAAAUUUGACCAAACCCAGUUGAAUCGGUUCUAGCGUUAAAUUGAUACACAAGCUCUCAUAAUUUGAAAUUGGGGGUAGAUUGAAAAAACUGUUGUAAUGGAAUUGAAGUUUGAAGAAGAUGAAGACGAGUUUCGAAGUUGUUGUGCGGAUGAGGAGGAGCUCGAUAGGGAAGGAAUAAUCAAACAAGGUGUGAAGAAUGACGGUGACGAUGAUGAUGUUCUUGAUGAACAUUCGGUGCGAAUGUUCUUCAAGGGUGUAUCGAUUGAAGAUCCUCGAGAUACUGGUUUCAACGUUUCGGGUAUUGGGGUGGUAAUGGAAAGAACUAACAAGAUUCCCAUGAUUCAAGUGCAAAAAAAGCUCGACUUUUUUGUAGAUGAAUCGGUUGCUGAAUAUUUGGCGUUGAUGGAUGGUAUUACCGAAGCUGCACGAAAUGACAUCAAAAGGGUAUUUGCAUUCACCGACUCCACGACCUUAUUUGAUCAGAUUACAACCAAGGAAACACUCCAGAAUCCACUUCUCAUGGCAUUGAAGCAAAGAAUAUUAGAACACGUCGAAAAUUUCGAACAUUUCGUUCUAAAAUGUGUUCCAAACAUCGAUCUUGACGAGCCAUUGCGGUUAGCUCAAGUGGCAAUUGGAGUCGUUAAUCCUCCUAUUAAAGGCGACUCAUCGGUCCAAAAAUGCUUAAUAUGUUGUGAAGACAAACCGACACCCAUGACCAUUAACAUGAAAUGCUCACACAAAUUCUGUUCAUGUUGCAUCAAAGAUUACGUUGAUGAACAAGUUCAGUCCUCUCAAGUCCCCAUCAAAUGCCCUCAUUCAAAUUGCAGAUAUUACAUUUCUACCCCUGAGUGCAAAUCAUUUCUUCCGGUUGCGUCUUACGUAUUAUUACAGGAUGCCCUUUUAGAACCGAAAUUGCUAGCCACAGAUAAAUUCUACUGCCCGUUUGCCGAUUGCUCGGUUUUGCUUGAUCCUUGUUGCGAUUCAAACCAAUCAGAUAAUAAUUGUGUGGAGUGCCCUGUGUGUCGACGAUUUAUAUGCGUGAAAUGCGGGGUCCGUUGGCAUUCGUCUAUGAGUUGUGACCAGUUUCAGGACUGCCCGCCACAGAGUCGGGCCCAUGAUGACCCUGUGGAAAACCGAAAAUGGAGGCGUUGCCAGAUGUGCGAACGGAUGAUCGAAUCAACGCGUGGUUGCUAUCACAUGACAUGCUGGUGUGGGCAUGAGUUCUGUUACUCUUGUGGUGCUGAAUACGUUAAUAGUGAACAGGCAUGUAGAUGUGUGUUAUCGGAUACUGAUGCAAGAGGAGAAAAUGACGAUUUUACCCUGACCCAGAACUUUGGUUCGAGCCCUGCGUUAGAGGAAUGGGCGUGGGACUCAUGUGGGUCGCUUUCAAACUUGAUGGAUGCUUACUCGGAUCAAGAAAGAUCUCAACUUGCACUAAUACAACGGUUUCUUGCAGGUGGGUUUAGCCUCGGUGACCACCAUACGUACCCGUAUCAACCGCAGUCCCCCCCACCCCCAUGUGCAGACUCGGGAUCGUCGUAUCUUGAAAACACCAUGAAAGACCUUCAUCAGCUUCCAUGGCUUGAGAGGUUUGUUUCUGUCAUUAGUGACAAUUACUACGAGCAGUAUACAGAGUGAAAGCAUAUCAGCAUUCUGUUUCUUUGUCGUCGGUAUUCUAUUGUGGCCAGUCGAGCUUAGUUAAUUUCGUGAUUCUGAUCUUCGUCUUGAAGAUUAUAUCGACUUAAUGUAUACAACAUUGUUAAGUAUGAUCUCUUUUAUUUCUAUAAAAAAAGAUCAGAUUAUUACCAAGGAA